AUGCCAUUCGUGGGUAAGAGGAAAUCAGUUGAUGAAGCGGCGAAGUUGGAACGUUUUAAAGCAGAAGCCGAUACGCUCUAUAACGUUUAUUUGAUCGAAAAUGCUUACAACGUUUUACGGAGAUUUGCGUCUGGAAACGAUCCACAGAUGCUUUGGCGAUUAGCGCGGAUAUUGUGCGAAAAAGCGAAAUUAUCCAGGGUAUUCAAAAAAUGA
Molecule: messenger RNA, 213 nt
Organism: Gongylonema pulchrum
Lineage: Eukaryota; Metazoa; Nematoda; Chromadorea; Rhabditida; Gongylonematidae
Source: the annotation of a GenBank genome assembly